Messenger RNA from Bombyx mori (domestic silkworm), 742 nucleotides. RefSeq lists its product as uncharacterized. The transcript is spliced from 3 exons. Lineage: Eukaryota; Metazoa; Arthropoda; Insecta; Lepidoptera; Bombycidae. The record is from RefSeq and is a predicted model, not a curated record. Bases 30 to 734 code for a protein of 234 amino acids.
AUCUUUGCCCGUGACGUCUCCGUGAUAAGAUGACGAAGUUUCUGUCUGUCUGUUUGGCUGUUUGUGUUUUCUCCGGUACCAGUCAUGGUGUUUCAACAAAACUGAACUUUAGCGGCGAAGAAACUUCAGCUGUCACGAAUUCAAGUAAAGCAGAAGACGAAGACGUUGAAGUAAAGCACACUAUUAUAGUAUCAACUAAACUGAGGAAUAACAACAGAAGAGGAAUUCACGGUUUUGAUGAUGAUAGGGGUGUAAUCAAGACGUUGUCAUACGACAAUAACAAUAAAAGGAAAGAUGAUAGCGGUGAAGUACCAAUCAUAGCCGGUUACAAAGCUGUCGAGACUACUCAAAUUAGAGCGCCUGAUACAAGAUAUAAAAAUACAGAAUAUCCAGAAUCGACGCUCGUCAAUCGUAACAUACGAGAUCAAUACGAUUUAUAUCCUAGUGUAGCUAUGAAUCCGUCGCAGUGGAGACCUUCAAGCAUUUACAGUAACAUCAAUUGGAACCAGGGCGUGCCUUACAACAUCGGUAGAAAUGCUGAUAGAGCAGCAUAUGAGAAUAAAUUGCAUAGAAGAAUAGCUGAAAAUAGCGUCAAAGAUUUUUAUUGUAAGAAAUGCAUGGAGCUGUCGAAUGGACUGGGCUUAGGAGGAUGUGCACAGCAAAUAAAUAAUUGGAAACAAGAAACAACAACAACAAAGAUUAAGUUAGACGGUAAAUUGGCGAAAUUAAACUAAUGGACGCA